UCUCUCCCCCUUUUGCCAAUCAACUGAAACUCGUUGAGCCAUCUGGAAUGAUUAUCGCACCCCUGACAGUGCAUGCAAUCGUGCAUUCUGAUUAUGAUGAUACAUCCGAAAAGGUUCCCGCACUGAGAUGCGAAAUGGAUUAUAACCAGGCUUGUGUAACCGUAUGGGAUGACACUGUCCAAGAUAAAGAUAAACAGCGGUAUCGUUUUUCUACUCUCUCUACGUCAAGAGGACAGACGGCUCUAUAUAGGAAAGAGGUGGACGCAACGGUUGAAAUGGCCAUGAGUGGAUAUAAUGCAGCAAUCAUUCUGAUGAGUAUGGGCAAGGAUUAUGUUCAUCAACAGCGAUUGGAAACGGUGCGCUAUCUGUUAACCAAGCUGGAUAAUGCUCUUGACGACAAAAACAAAAAAUGGGAACAACAGCAGGGGCGCCGGAUAGUGAUCGAUUACGUAUGGCUAGAAAUGGAUGAUGAUACGUGCUGCGAUAUCUCACGUCAACGAACAAUGAAGAAUGGUCACGCAAUAGCCAGUGGAACUGAUCGUUUGAUGCUGCGCGUAAAUAAGGCGCAGAUAAUAUACAACCAUAUAAAACCCGAAUCGAAUAUGCCUCAGAUAUUGCGCAUACGAUUAUCCGAUGACACUGCAUUUCUGGCGAAUAUUAUGCUUGCGGAUAUGCGACCAGUUCGGUUCCGAUCGAUGAUGGAUGAAAUCAACGUGCACCAGUCAUUUACUGUUCUCCAACACGCACUUCGUCAAAUGAUCGACCCACCACUUGCAAACGAGCUGGAAGUAGGGAAAUCCGUUCUGGCUAAUGAGCUCUUGGAAUAUGUGUGUGGGCGUCAUAAAACGACAGCCAUUAUUCAUCUUCAGCAAUACCCUACUGACUCCAAGGCGGAUAUCCUGGAGGUCCUCGAUUUCAGCCGCAUGCUUGCUCACAUCAGCUGUGUGUCGGUGCGCAAUAAAGCUGAUAUGCGAACUGAGUAUUACAAAGCACAUUUAAAUCUGUCGAAACAACAUUAUCGAGAGCAACGUGCGCUCUAUGUUCAUCUGCAAAAAAGCCUGCUCAAGGAACAGUUGAAAAACAGUAAAGUCACUUCGCCCAUGGACAAGUCAACACAAACACCGGCAGAAGUUUUGGACGCAAAUGAGAAUUCCAUCGAUUAUACAAACAUGUCCUAUGCAACCUUUCAGAAAACUCUGCAAGAACAUGAUGCUCUACGAGCCAAGCUGCGAUUGUCGAUUUUUCAGAAACAAAUUGCACUGACGAAGACAAGUACCACUGUCAAACAAGUUCUAGCAGAAAAUCAGCGACGAAUUGAGAGCAUCAACUCUAUCAUUGCAAAGCACCAAGACCAACGCUGUUCUACGACGGGUCAUCAAGAACCAUUCAACAAGGUACGCCAAGUUGACUCGCUUCGAAGUUGCAGCUGGACUAUUCUUAUCGGUUUUAUCAAUGCUUUGCCUGUAGUUCCAAACAAUUCAUUUUAUGAGAUCUACAAACAUUGAUAACAGAUCGACCGAUCCAAGGAAUAAAGCAUCGUAUAUUGACCCUACAAAAGCGUCCCAAAACAAUACACGGCCCGGAUUUAUACCUCGUGACAAAUACAGUGCAGACUUUGAGGCAAGCAAACAGAAACGAAGAAUUCUGACAGAGCUUCGCUGGUGUGUUUUCAUUGAUCGUUUUACCAACCAUCAUCCAUUAGGCAAAGGAAACCAGCCACAAGAUGAGAUUAAUGCGUCUGAAACGUUGGGCUAGCCGAAUGGAGGUACGAUCCUAUCGAUGUGGAGCCCAAAGUCAAAUUAAGAACAGAGAACAACUUUUUUAGAUGAAAAGAGAAGAAGAAGCG
Molecule: messenger RNA, 1846 nt
Organism: Radiomyces spectabilis
Lineage: Eukaryota; Fungi; Mucoromycota; Mucoromycetes; Mucorales; Radiomycetaceae
Exons: 13
Coding region: 48-1505 (485 amino acids)
Source: RefSeq, a predicted model, not a curated record